AUGGCACUCACAUUGCGCAGCAGCAACAGCUUUCUCGCGUUAAGCUCUUCCAAUUGUUGGCUUUCAAAUGGCUCCCCUUACGCAGGGAGAAAAGUGUUCGACUUACAUUGCCUACUAUUGAGUAAAUUGGGGAGUUCAAGAAAGGGAUGCCUCAUACUAUAUGAUAUUUUGUCGAGCAGUAAUCCUGGUUUAGGCAGUAGAAAGUGCUAUUUGGUGUUCCCUAAACCUAGAAGGAGGGUGCACCUUCUACCAUUUGCCUCCUCUGAUGAUGGUGCGACUGUCAAUGGGAGUCUUCAAGCUAGCACCGGUACUGACCUAGAAAAAAUGAGAGCGAAACUGAAUAGGUCACUGGAAGAUGAAGAGUUUUGUGAUGGACUUGUCCAAGCUUUAUAUGACGCAGCCAGGGUUUUUGAACUGGCAAUUAAAGAGCAUAAAUCGUUCCCACGAAUGUCCUGGUUUACAACAGCCUGGCUUGGAGUUGACCAAAAUGCAUGGGUGAAGGCAUUGUCUUGUCAGGCUGCUGUGUACUCCUUAUUGCAUGCUGCAAGUGAAAUUUCAUCCCAAAGCGAUGGUAGAGACAGAAAUGUCAAUGCAUUUGUUCAGAGGAGUUUGCUGAGGCUAUCUUCUCCCCUGGAGAGUUUAAUUAGAGAAAAAUUAUCAGCCAAACACCCUGAAGCAUAUGAAUGGUUUUGGUCUGAGCAAGUUCCAGCUGUAGUGACAUCCUUUGUUAAUAAGUUAGAAGGGGAUGGACGCUUUGCUGCUGCUGUUCCAUUGUCUGGAAAAAAUAUGGGUUUAAGCUGUGCAAGUGACAUGUCACUUCUUCUGCUGGCACUAACAUGUAUUGCUGCAAUUGCUAAACUUGGUCCGACACAAGUUUCUUGUUCACAAUUCUUUUCAAUGAUCACAGAAAUAACUGGUAGUUUGAUGGACAUGCUAGUUGGUUUGAUUCCUGUAAGUCAAGCAUAUAAUUCUAUAAAGAAUAUCGGUCUGCAUAGAGAAUUUCUUGUACAUUUUGGUCCUCGGGCUGCCUCAUGUAGAGCAAAAGAGAAGUGGGGUUCAGAAGAAGUUGUUUUCUGGGUAAAUCUUGCUCAGAGGCAGCUACAGCAAGCUAUUGACAAGGAGAAAAUAUGGUCACGAUUGACAACAUCUGAAAGUAUUGAGGUAUUGGAGAAGGAUUUGGCUGUUUUUGGGUUCUUUAUUGCUUUAGGCAGAAGCACAAGGUCAUUUCUUUUGACAAAUGGUUUUGAAACUCUAGAUGAUCCAAUCGAAGAUUUCAUCAGGUAUCUUAUUGGAGGCAGUAUUUUAUACUACCCUCAGCUCUCAUCAAUUAGUUCUUAUCAAUUGUAUGUCGAGGUAGUUUGUGAAGAGUUGGAUUGGCUUCCUUUUUAUCCGGGAAUCACCAGUGUUACAAAACAAUCUCAUAUGCAUAGAAAUAAACAAGAAGGUCCUCCAAAUGCAGAUUCUGUGCCCCAAGCUUUUGAUGUUUGCUCUCAUUGGAUUCAGAGUUUUAUUAAAUACAGUACAUGGCCAGAGAGCCCUUCAAAUGUGAAAGCCGCUGACUUUCUGUCAACAGGGCACAAGAAGCUGAUGGAAUGCAUGGAAGAACUUGGGAUGAUUAGGGAAAACGUCCUGGAGACUGAAGCCAAGAAAACAGUUCGUGGACAUAGAUCUACAGUUCAGUCAACUAUAAAAGAAUCAGGUUCUUUUGAUGAGGCUUUGAAAAGUGUUGAAGAAAGUGUGAUAAGACUUGAAAAGUUGCUUGAAGAGUUGCAUGUAUCAAGCUCUAGUUCUGGAAAAGAGCAUUUGAAAGCAGCCUGUUCUGACUUGGAGAAAAUACGAAAACUUUGGAAAGAAGCUGAAUUCCUGGUGGCAUCUUUCAGAGCAAAGGCUGAUUCUCUUCAAGAGGGUGUUAACAGUGGUCGGACCUACACACCAGUUGAAGAAGACGAGUAUAUAAAAGGAAAAAGUAGAAAGAAUGCUAAUGUAAGGGUGGAUAGGAGCAAAAGAAGUGUUGGAAAAUCCCGUGGAUUCUGGAGCAUCUUUGGAGGUCCUGUCACCAAAAAGCCUGGCUUGGAGUCUGAUGUGGAUCCUUACGAAAAUAAUAUUGGACAGCCUGCACCAAAUGUUGGGGUUGUGGACCAAGAAUCCAAUGAAAUCCGCCGCUUUGAGCUUCUGCGUAAUGAGCUAAUAGAACUUGAGAAACGGGUUCAAAGAAGUGCCUAUCAAUCAGAAAAUAAUGAACUGAUCUCACCUAGUGAUAAAGCUUUGUUAUUGUUUGUAACUGCAUUGUCAGUAAUCACCCUACCUAUUGGUGCUGAAAGAAUGUCUCUAGAGGCUUUUGGUCACACAACCGCCACUUUUGGUGUCAGACUAGGCGAAUGGUGGCAGAUAGCAGAUAGAAGUGGUCCAGCAACAGGAUGUAAUUGGUCUGAUUUGCUGGUUGCUGAUGAUGGUGCUCGUUAUAGUGAUGAGACUGGGGUUGUCCAGAUGGCCAGGGUUGAGAAAAAAGAAAAUAUCCUGGAAAAAUCUAUUGGCAAACUAAAAGAAACCGGAACAGAUGUCUGGCAAGGAACUCAGCUUCUUGCUAUUGAUGUUACUGCUGCCAUGGGUUUACUUAGAAGGGCACUGAUAGGGGACGAAUUGACUGAGAAGGAGAAGAAAACACUUAAAAGAACUUUGACUGACAUGGCUUCCGUUGUUCCCAUUGGUGUUUUAAUGCUGCUUCCAGUGAGUAGAACACCUUUUAUUGUUCUCAUUUUCUAUAUUUGA
Messenger RNA from Sphenostylis stenocarpa, 2769 nucleotides. Lineage: Eukaryota; Viridiplantae; Streptophyta; Magnoliopsida; Fabales; Fabaceae. The record is from the annotation of a GenBank genome assembly.